Molecule: messenger RNA, 3348 nt
Organism: Salvia miltiorrhiza (redroot sage)
Lineage: Eukaryota; Viridiplantae; Streptophyta; Magnoliopsida; Lamiales; Lamiaceae
Product: receptor kinase-like protein Xa21
Exons: 4
Coding region: 1-3348 (1115 amino acids)
Biological process (GO): protein phosphorylation
Molecular function (GO): ATP binding; protein kinase activity; receptor serine/threonine kinase binding
Source: RefSeq, a predicted model, not a curated record
AUGGACAAAAAGCUUCAUUGCAUUUUUGCUUAUGCAUUCCUAAUCACCAUAACCUUCCCAAUGCUUUCUUCUGAAUCCAAACAACCUCUGAGCCUUGCAACUGAUCAAACUGCCCUUCUUUCACUCAAACAACACAUCACCUCCGACCCUUCUCUUUUACUCGCAACUAAUUGGACCAACUCGAGCUCCGUCUGCACCUGGAUUGGCGUCACUUGCAGCUUGCGCCACCACAGAGUAGCUGCCUUGAAUCUCUCCAACAUGGCUCUCUCCUCCACCAUUCCACCGCAGCUCGGACACCUCUCCUUCCUCGUCUCCCUCGACCUCUCCAACAACCAUUUCUAUGGUGAUUUGCCACACCAACUGUCUCUCCUUCGCCGUUUGAAGUUCAUAUCUUUCCGACUCAACAACUUCACCGGAGACAUCCCUCCGAUGUUGGGUCAGUUACCAAAAUUAGAGUACUUGAAUUUACGCAACAACAACUUCAUAGGUUCCAUCCCAAAAUCGCUCUCAAACCUCACAAACCUACGAUUUCUUUCCUUAUCUUUCAAUUCUCUAAGUGGAGAAAUUCCAAAAGAGUUUGGGAGACUUCAAAGUCUACAAACUCUGUAUGUUGAAAAUAAUCAUCUCUCCGGUGCUAUACCAUCAGCCAUAUUCAACAUAUCGACCUUGGUGACUAUAGGUUUGACAGGCAAUGAAUUGAGUGGAAGUCUUCCAACAGACAUGUGCCGUAAUCUUCCAUUUCUUACUGUGCUUGGUCUUUCUUUAAAUCAGCUGAGUGGCGUGAUUCCCACAAAUCUAUCCCAAUGUUCACGGCUUGAGGUGUUGAGCCUCUCUGUAAACUCUUUUAGUGGGGAGAUACCUUCAGAAAUCGGCUACUUAACAUCUCUUCAGUUUUUGGCUCUUGGUGCUAACAAUUUGAAUGGGCGCAACAAAUUCACGGGGAACCUUUCAAGGGAUGUUGGGAAUAUUACCAUGCUAACAAAUUUACAGCUCCAGGAAAACCAUUUCACAGGGCUUAUUCCCACUGAAUUUGGCCAACUUUACCAUUUGGAGAUAUUAUCAUUAGAUUCGAACAGCUUAAGUGGUUCGAUUCCACAUGAGCUCUUUAACAUUUCAACUCUUCAGAUUCUUUCACUUGUCGUCAAUGCUCUGUCAGGGGUUCUUCCAACCCAUUUAUGCCAUGCCUCUCCCUUUCUCGAAAAACUUCUUCUUGGCGGAAAUUCUAUCACCGGAGCAAUACCCAACUCCAUCUCUAACUGUUCUCAACUCAUAAAUCUCUCACUUCCUGAAAACAAAUUCAGUGGUUAUAUACCUACUAAUCUCGGCAACCUAAAGAAUCUCCAACGUCUUACUCUGUUCAGCAACAAUCUUACCCAGGCACCAUCGUCUUCCUUCAUUACUUCAUUGACAAAUUGCAGGUCUCUAACAUAUUUGGCAAUUGCUGAUAAUCCUCUAUACGGCAUCAUUCCUGCUUCUGUCGGGAACUUAUCUUCCUCACUUCGAACAUUCGGUGUCGACAACUGCAAAUUCAGUGGUAGCAUUCCUGUUGGAAUAGGCAAUCUAAGCAAUAUGAUGGAACUGAGUUUAUCUGGGAAUGAGUUAUCUGGUAAUAUUCCACUAACUAUAAGCCUUUUGCAUGAACUUCAAGGAUUAUAUCUAUCUGAUAACAUGUUGGGAGGCUCAAUACCACAUGAUAUAUGUGAUCUAUUCAGCCUCGAUACUUUAGUUAUGAGCCAUAAUCAAAUUUCAGGCCCAAUUCCUAAAUGUCUGGGUAAUGUCUCUUCUUUAAGAAAUCUUGGUCUACACUCCAACAUUUUGAAUUCUAGCAUACCAUCAAGCUUAUGGGGCCUAAAAGAUUUGAUCAUUCUACGCUUGUCCUCAAAUUCGUUAAAUGGGUCACUACCUCUAGAGAUGAGUAACUUAGGAGCAGCUAUCUAUAUAAACCUAUCGAUGAAUCAGUUGUCAGGGUCAAUUCCGACGAAUAUUGAAAAGUUGCAGAAUUUGGUUAAUCUGUCUUUGGCAAAUAAUAGACUAGAAGGUUCUAUUCCUGUGUCUAUGGGAAGCAUGAUCAGUUUGGUAAAUCUCGACUUGUCAUACAACAACCUCUCUGGUUCAAUUCCAAAGUCUUUAGAAGUACUUCAACACCUCAACAACUUUAAUGUCUCUUUCAAUAGUUUAAGUGGAGAAAUUCCUAAUGGAGGUUCUUUUAGAAACUUCACUAUGGAUUCUUUUAAGGGUAAUGAGGCAUUGUGUGGAGUCCCCAAGUUCCAUGUCCAGAUUUGCUCUUCAAUUUCUAAUCACAUAUCAAAGAGAAAGAAGGUGGAACGAGCUUCAUUUAUUGUUUUUGGGGUUGUGGCUUUCAUCUCAGUUGUUUCUUUGGCCUUUAUAAUUGUCAUAAACAAAAGGAAAGAUAAGACGACUAGAGAAGUUGAUGAGUUGAUAUUCAUUGUGCCGGAAAGAAUCUCUUAUUAUGAACUGCUGCAAGCAACGGAAAGAUUCGAUGAAAGCAAUUUACUUGGCACUGGGAGUUCUUGCUCUGUUUAUAAAGGAAUUCUUAACAAUGGGAAGGAUAUCGUUGUCAAGGUGUUUAAUAUGCAGCUAGAAGGUAUUUCAAGAAUAUUUGAUGUCGAAUGUGAGAUACUACGUAGCAUUCGACACAGAAACCUAACAAGCGUCAUAAGCAGUUGCUCCAAUGAAGAGUUCAAGGCAUUAGUACUUGAAUAUAUGCCAAAGGGAAACCUUGAAAAAUGGUUAUAUUCCCACAACUAUUGCUUGAAUAUGAUGGAAAGAUUGAAUAUAAUGAUUGAUGUUGCAUCUGCUCUGGAGUAUCUUCACCACGGUUAUUCAAUGCCCAUUGUCCACAGCGACUUGAAGCCUAGUAAUGUGCUGUUAGAUGAAGACAUGGUUGCCCAUGUAAGCGACUUUGGGAUAGCAAAGUUGUUAUGCGAUGGAGAUAGCUUUGUGUUAACCAACACGCUAGCAACAUUGGGUUACAUCGCUCCAGAGUAUGGCUUGGAAGGGCUAGUUUCAACAAGGUGUGAUGUGUAUAGCUACGGGGUGAUGUUGAUUGAAACUUUUACGAGAAAAAGGCCUAGUGAUGAUAUGUUUUGCGGAGAUAUGAGCUUAAAGAGAUGGGUAGAACUCUCACUUUCGGAUGUCCCUGAAGAAGUGAUAGAUGCCAACUUAGUCAUGAAUUUGGAAGAAGAAAUGAUUGACAAGAGUAUGCAGUGUGUAUCAUCCAUACUUGAGUUGGCUCUGAAAUGCUCCGCGGACUCUCCCGUGGAUAGAAUCAACAUGAAACAAGCACAUGCAGAGUUGCAGAAAAUCAAACAUCGAUUUUCCCAAUGA